This is a messenger RNA of Nothobranchius furzeri (turquoise killifish), 5078 nucleotides long. It is a transcript of the gene fmnl2a, whose product is annotated as formin-like 2a. NCBI's taxonomy places the organism in Eukaryota, Metazoa, Chordata, Actinopteri, Cyprinodontiformes, Nothobranchiidae. Gene Ontology annotation, cellular component: cytosol. Gene Ontology annotation, molecular function: actin filament binding; small GTPase binding. The record is from RefSeq and is a predicted model, not a curated record. Gene Ontology annotation, biological process: regulation of cell shape; cortical actin cytoskeleton organization; cell migration.
GGGAGGCUCGUCCCUGGAAGUAGAGAGGGAUGAGAGAGGGUGACGAGGGUUCCCCCCACGUCCUCCUCCUGCUCAGACAAGCUGGCCACCAGUGAAGAUUAAGAAAGUCCGUCUCUACUAACAUAAGAGUGAAUCAUGCCCGUCGUCAUUCCUACCGACUGGGAGCGGAGCCGAAAUUGUGCAAGAUACGGAUAACACCGCGCAGAGGUCCGGGUGUGGAUCGAGUCACGUUUUAGUUUUCUUUUUUUUUUUUUUUUUUUAAGGGGAAUGUCUCUCAAGGGUCGUCGCAUAAUGCUGCCUCCCUCUCGUGUGUUUUAUGUUGAAGCAACAGAAACAGAAGUGACCUGGAUAAAGCUGCUCGGAGCCUAGGAAAGCCAAAGAGCGCGUGCAGAUAUCCCCCUCUUAUCAGCGGACAGAAGAAAGGGGGAUUUUUACAAAGUAGGGCAGAAGUUUGUGGCUGGUGUGAAGCGAAAACAUGGGGAACGCAGGAAGCAUGGACCAGCACACUGAUUUAAGGGGACACAACAUGCCCCUGAAACUCCCCAUGCCAGAGCCAGGUGAACUGGAGGAGAGAUUCGGGAUCGUUUUGAACUCGAUGAAUCUUCCUCCAGACAAGGCCCGACUCCUGCGGCAGUACGACAAUGAGAAGAAAUGGGAACUGAUCUGCGAUCAGGAGCGAUUCCAGGUGAAAAAUCCACCUCACACGUACCUCCAAAAGCUGAGAGGUUAUCUAGAUCCUGCAGUCACAAGAAAGAAAUUCAGACGGAGGGUACAAGAGUCCACCCAAGUCCUGAGAGAACUGGAAAUUUCCUUACGGACCAAUUAUAUAGGGUGGGUGAGGGAGUUCCUAAAUGAGGAGAAUAAAGGCCUGGACGUUCUGGUGGAGUACCUCUCUUUUGCACAAUACGCCGUCAAUUACGAUGGCGACUGUGUGGAGAACAGCAUGGACGCUGCGAUGGAUAAAUCCAAACCCUGGAGUCGCUCCAUAGAAGACCUGAACAAAAGAAGCACCUUGCCGUCUACCAUCACCGGGAACAGCAUCACCCGAGCUGGACGACAUUCCACGAUACGAAGCAACACACUGCCAAGCCGGAGAACGCUAAAGAACUCCAGACUGAUCUGCAAGAAGGAUGACGUUCACGUCUGCAUCAUGUGCCUACGUGCCAUCAUGAACUACCAGUAUGGCUUCAACAUGGUCAUGUCACACCCUCACGCUGUGAAUGAAAUUGCACUAAGUCUCAACAAUAAAAACCCGAGAACUAAAGCUCUGGUUUUGGAGCUGCUGGCGGCAGUUUGUCUCGUCAGAGGAGGCCACGAAAUAAUUCUCUCCGCGUUCGACAACUUUAAGGAGGUUUGCAUGGAGUCCCAGCGCUUUGAGAAGCUGAUGGAGUACUUCAAAAAUGAGGACAACAACAUUGACUUCAUGGUUGCAUGCAUGCAGUUCAUCAAUAUAGUUGUUCACUCGGUGGAGGACAUGAACUUCAGAGUUCACCUCCAGUAUGACUUCACCAAGCUGCAUUUGGACGACUAUCUAGAUAAACUCAAACACACUGAGAGCGAUAAGCUCCAGGUCCAGAUCCAGGCCUACUUGGAUAAUGUGUUUGACGUGGGAGCCCUGCUGGAGGAUGCAGAGACCAAAAAUGCUGCUCUGGAGCGGGUGGAGGAGCUGGAGGAGAACUUGUCCCACAUGACGGAGAAGCUGCAGGAUACGGAGAACGAAGCCAUGGCUAAAAUCGUGGAGCUGGAGAAGCAUCUGAUGCAAAGGAACAAGGACCUUGAAUCCAUCAAGGAAGCCUACAAAGAGACCACCAUGACGGUACACUCGCUGCGGCAGCUGCUGAAGGAGAAAGAUGAGGCCAUCCAGCGUCAGAGCAAACUGGAGAAGAAGAUCCAUGAGCUGGAGAAGCAGGGUACCAUCAAGAUCCACAAGAAGGGAGACGGCGACAUCUCCAUCCUGCCGUCGUCUCCGUCCGGUGUGGAGGGUUUGCCGGGGAUCGUGCUGGGGGGAAGCGGCGCGACUGUCGGACAGAACCACAUAGGAGGGAUGGAUGUCUUACCACCACCACCUCCUCCACCCCCCCCUCUACCAGGAUAUGGAACACUGCCAAACGGUCCAUCGUUGGACAUUCCAGCAGCUGCUCCUCCACCUCCACCUCCUCCUCCCCCUCCACCCCCGCCACCUCCCCCUCCACCUCUAGGUCUGGCCUCAUCGAUAUCGGGCCCUCUCCCUCCUCCGCCUCCUCCCAUGGCACCGCCGCUGCCCGGAUGUGGGACGCCCACGGUGAUCAUGAACUCGGGCUUAGCAGAGGGACCCAUCAAACUUUUCUCUGUGAAGAUCAAGAAGCCAAUCAAGACUAAGUUCCGUAUGCCCGUCUUCAACUGGGUAGCCCUGAAACCAAACCAGAUCAACGGGACUGUCUUCAAUGAGAUCGACGAUGAGAGAAUCCUCGAGGAUCUAAACGUUGAUGAAUUUGAAGAGAUGUUUAAGACUAAAGCUCAGGGUCCAUCGAUUGAGCUCACUAUGAGCAAGCAGAAGGUCAUCCAGAAGGGACCCAACAAGGUGACUCUGCUGGACUCCAACAGGGCCAAGAACCUGGCCAUCACACUGAGGAAAGUAGGGAAGACCUCUGAAGAGAUCUGCAAGGCCAUUCAGAUGUUCGACCUCCGGACUCUGCCGGUGGACUUCGUGGAGUGCCUGAUGCGCUUCCAGCCCACGGAGAAUGAGAUCAAAGUCCUGCGACAGUUCGAGAAGGAGCGGAAGCCUCUGGAAAGCCUGACGGACGAGGACCGCUUCAUGAUGCAGUUCAGCAAGAUCGAGCGGCUCAUGCAGAAAAUGACCAUCAUGGCCUUUGUCGGAAACUUCAGCGAAAGCGUGCAGAUGCUGAUGCCGCAACUGCAUGCCGUCAUCGCUGCGUCCAUCUCCAUCAAAGCGUCCCAGAAGCUAAAGAAGAUUUUAGAGAUUAUCCUGGCGCUUGGAAACUACAUGAACAGCAGUAAAAGAGGCGCCGUGUACGGAUUCAAGCUGCAGAGUUUAGAUCUGCUGCUUGACACCAAGUCAACGGACCGCAAGUUAACUCUGCUGCACUACAUCGCCAACGUAGUGAAGGAGAAAUACCCACAAGUGUCUAUCUUCCACAACGAAUUGCACUAUGUUGAAAAAGCAGCUGCAGUGUCGCUUGAGAACGUCCUGCUGGAUGUGAAGGAGCUGCAGAGAGGCAUGGAGCUGACCAAAAGAGAGUACAGCAUGCACGGCCACAACACCAUGCUCAAAGACUUCAUCGCACACAACGAGAACAAGCUGAAGAAGCUGCAGGAUGAUGCCAAGAUCGCGCAGGACGCUUUUGACGAGGCGGUGAAAUUCUUUGGGGAGAACUCUAAAACCACGCCGCCGUCUGUUUUCUUCCCUGUAUUUGUGCGCUUUGUUAAGGCCUACAGGCAAGCGGAGGAAGACAACGAGCAAAGGAAACGGCAGGAGCAGCUUAUGAUGGAGAAACUUCUGGAACAAGAGGCCAUGGAGGAGGACCAGAAGUCUCCUUCUCAUAAAAACAAGCGGCAGCAGCAGGAGCUCAUCCAAGAGCUCAGGAGGAAACAGGUGAAGGACAGCCGCCAUGUCUACGAGGGCAAAGACGGCGCCAUCGAGGACAUCAUCACGGUGCUGAAGACCGUGCCCUUUACUGCCCGCACAGCCAAGCGCGGCUCUCGAUUCUUCUGCGAGCCCGCUCUCAAUGAGGAGUACCAUUACUAAAGCUUAUAGAUCUGUCUCUCUUCUCAAAGAUUUAAGAAAUCAGCCGUACAGACGGGCGGACGCGGUGCGGAGGAGCGUCAGGAAACGGUUUGAUGAUCAGAGCCUGCGACCAGUGAACAAUGGUGAAGUGGUCAUGUGAUGAGGGAACAGUGGACGUGCAGAAGGAGGGAGGGGUGGUGAAAGGAUGGAGUGACAGAAAGUAAUGCAGUGUGUUUGGACCAGAAUACACAAAUCCACGUGAUUUUUUUUAUAGUAGCGGCUUUUUAUGAUGAAGGACUGAGACGUGGACGGAACUGAACUGAAAGUGUCUGAAAAUCAAAAAGAACUCAGACAAGCUAAGUGCCUGAACUUAUUUUAGUAUUUUUUUAUAACCCUACUUAAAGCUAUACAACUUGAGCUGGCUUUAAUGUUGAAAUGUGUAAAACUGGACAUGCAGCGGCCUUAAGAGCCAUGUGAAAACGCGUUACCAUGGAAAUGAUAGUGUAGAAUGUACAGGAAGCUGUUCAAAUUCCUACAUGUUUUUUUAUUAAUAUUUGACACUAUUAUCGCGUUAUCGGUGCUCUUGACCAUUCCGCUUAAAAGUAUACAUGCACCUUUAAAAAAACAUCUCACGAGGCUUUUAUUGUGCUAAAAGGAGAUUAACAGGCAUGAAGAAAUAUUUAAAACUAUAUUUGUAUGUUUAAAAAAAACUUUUACUUAUAAAAAAAAAAGGACCAGAUUAAUGUGAAUUGUUUUCAUUGCAGGUGAUUUAAUUUUUCUUGAGAUAAAAUUGUGGCUUUUAAUCAAUUACAUAAAUUUUUUUAAGCGUGUUUUGUUUCCUAAUUUUUUGUAGUUUGGGGAACAAUGCACAGUGACUUCAUUAAAACUUAAUUAUCAGCUUGGUAGUGAUCCAGGAUGAUAUGUUGUCACUUUACCACUAAAACAAGUCAAAGCUCACCUUUUCAUCUCAUGUUCAGAAACGAUUAUUGUGACAAAACACAGCAUAGUUUCAUGUACAGAUAUUUUGCUACAAACCGUGUUUUUUUAUUACCAGAUGGUUAAUAUUGUACAUAUUGUUUAAACAAGUUUUCAUUGCCUUGUGCGCUACAUGAAUGUUAUUUUAACUUAUAGUUUUUGUUUCAUUUAUUUUUUGUAUAUUUAAUGAAGCCAAAUGCAGCCAGCAGUCUCCAGUAAUGUUUAAUAAAAACAUGCAGGAAGCAGAGGGUCUGUGUGUGUCAGAGGGAGUAGUCUGGAGCGUUUUAUUCUCAUUAACAACCACUCUUAACCAUGAAACGUUUUAAAUCUGUAACCUGACACCUCCUGUUCUGCCAUUAAAAUUUUUGUUUGUUUCGAA